This is a messenger RNA of Sitodiplosis mosellana (orange wheat blossom midge), 1289 nucleotides long. Its product is annotated as protein 5NUC-like. Bases 161 to 1222 code for a protein of 353 amino acids. Lineage: Eukaryota; Metazoa; Arthropoda; Insecta; Diptera; Cecidomyiidae. The transcript is spliced from 4 exons. Gene Ontology annotation, biological process: AMP catabolic process. The record is from RefSeq and is a predicted model, not a curated record. Gene Ontology annotation, cellular component: plasma membrane. Gene Ontology annotation, molecular function: 5'-nucleotidase activity; metal ion binding; nucleotide binding.
AGCACAGAGUGGAAACCGUUGAACUUCAUUUGAAUUACGGUAAAACCACUGCAUUACCUCAUUGAAAACUUUAAUUCAUUUUUACAAUUUUUGUUCGGGUCAAAUUUACAGUGUGUAAAAUUCUGUCACCAGAAUCAUUCAAUUCAUCCAUUCCGCCGAAAUGAAAGCAGAAAUUCCAUUUUUAUUAUCGACCAUCGGGUUAUUAGUGCUGAUUGUGGCGGCAAAAAAACGUAAUCUGGAACUACAAAUUUUGCACAACAAUGACAUGCAUUCUCGCUUCGAGCAGACAAACCAAACGGGUAGAAAUUGCAGUACAUCGAAUGCAGAAGAAAACCAAUGCUAUGGUGGAAUGGCACGCGUUUCUUAUGUGAUAAAGGAAUAUCGAAACAAGGCUAAAAAUGGUGGUCCGCCAGUGUUGUAUCUGAAUGCAGGCGACACGUACAACGGUACAUUCUGGUGGGCUUUAUUCAGAGACCAAAUAUGCGCGGAUUAUUUGAAUAUUUUAAAACCGGACGUAAUGUGUUUAGGUAAUCAUGAAUUUGAUUUGGGUACGGCCGGAUUAGUGGCACAUUUGAGAAAGCUCAAAUUUCCAGUUGUAAUGGCAAAUCUAAAUAAUUCCAAAGAUCAUCCGUUGGAAAAAAUCGGUGGCCUAAUGAAAUCCAUUGUACUUAAUGUGACUGGCUUCGAAAUUGGAGUCAUUGGUUAUCUGAGGAAUCAAACCAAGAAUCGAGUUUAUUUACCCGAUGUUGAUUUUAGUUAUGAAGUUGACGCCAUCAACCAAGAAGCGAAGAAAUUGACAAAGAAUGGCGUGAAAAUAAUCAUUGCGCUUGGACACUCUGGUUUCACUGUUGAUAAAAUAGUUGCCAAAAACUGUCCACUUGUUGAUCUGGUCGUCGGUGGCCACACGAACGCAUUUUUAUGGAAUGGCCCUCAGCCUGAUUUCGAGGUAAUUGAAGGUCCUUAUCCAACGGUAAUAACUCAAGAUAGCGGAAAACAAGUGCCAGUUGUGCAAGCAUACAAAUGGACCAAAUACUUGGGCGUUUUAAACGUGACGUUCAACAAAAACGGUGAGCUCAUCAAUUGGAGCGGACAACCUUUACUAUUAAAUGGAAGAUAUCCUCAAGAUCCAGAAAUAUUAGCUUUGAACAAACUUUACACAAAAAGAGCGCAAUCACUUUUGACUGGUUCACCGCCAUAUCCUGCAUUAUAUGAUGAAAUCUAAAUUUAUCAUUUAUAAAUGGAGAAACUAUAGAAACUGGCUUUGAUUAAACAACAAUUGUGUCUUUUGA